Messenger RNA from Acipenser ruthenus (sterlet), 4233 nucleotides. RefSeq names its product importin subunit beta-1-like. The record is from RefSeq and is a predicted model, not a curated record. The transcript is spliced from 22 exons. Lineage: Eukaryota; Metazoa; Chordata; Actinopteri; Acipenseriformes; Acipenseridae. Gene Ontology annotation, cellular component: cytoplasm; nucleus. Gene Ontology annotation, biological process: protein import into nucleus. Bases 261 to 2891 code for a protein of 876 amino acids. Gene Ontology annotation, molecular function: nuclear import signal receptor activity; small GTPase binding.
UAUCCUUCCGCUAGUGAGUAAACCGGCUCCUUCCCUUCCGACAGCAGCGCGAGAGCGAGCAGCAACCGCCGCUCUGAGAAAAAUAAAUAUCUAUUGAAUGAUAAAAAUAAAAUACAAACCUAUAAAAAAUAUAUACACAAGUUGGGGGGGGGGAUCGUAUUGCUUCAUUUGUUUUCCGUUUCGUCCCUUUGAUGGCAUAUUGAUUGUAUAAGUACAUAAAAUAAUCCGGUUUCUGUGGUGGUGGAUAACGCUCGGGCAGAAUGGAGCUUAUUACAAUCCUCGAAAAAACCGUCUCUCCAGAUCGCACUGAACUGGAAGCAGCUCAGAAAUUUCUGGAACAGGCGGCUAUUGAGAACUUGCCCACUUUCCUUGUGGAACUCUCCAAAGUGCUUGCAAACCCAGGAAACAGCCAGGUUGCCCGAGUCGCCGCAGGCCUACAGGUCAAGAACUCGCUGACUUCCAAGGACCCUGAUGUGAAAACGCAGUACCAGCAGAGAUGGCUCGCCAUCGACGCCAACGCACGAAGGGAAGUCAAGAACUAUGUGCUGCAAACUUUGGGUACAGAAACAUACAGGCCCAGUUCAGCCUCCCAGUGCGUGGCUGGUAUUGCCUGUGCGGAGAUCCCAGUGAACCAGUGGCCUGAACUCGUUCCCCAACUCGUAGCAAAUGUCACAGACCCCAGCAGCACUGAACACAUGAAGGAGUCAACACUGGAAGCCAUUGGGUACAUCUGCCAGGACAUUGACCCAGAGCAGCUGCAGGACAAUGCGAAUCAGAUCCUAACGGCCAUCAUCCAGGGCAUGAGAAAAGAGGAGCCCAGCAACAAUGUCAAACUGGCAGCUACCAACGCCCUGCUCAAUUCCUUGGAGUUCACCAAAGCAAACUUCGACAAAGAGACCGAAAGACACUUUAUUAUGCAGGUAGUUUGUGAAGCAACGCAGUGUCCAGACACAAGAGUCCGAGUAGCUGCCUUGCAGAACCUGGUGAAGAUCAUGUCCCUGUAUUAUCAGUACAUGGAGACAUACAUGGGUCCAGCUCUGUUUGCAAUUACAAUCGAAGCAAUGAAGAGUGACAUUGAUGAGGUGGCCUUGCAAGGAAUUGAGUUCUGGUCAAACGUAUGUGAUGAGGAGAUGGACUUGGCUAUUGAAGCAUCCGAGGCAGCUGAGCAAGGAAGACCCCCAGAGCACACCAGCAAAUUCUAUGCCAAAGGAGCGCUUCAGUACUUGGUGCCCAUCCUCACACAGACCCUGACUAAACAGGAUGAGAAUGAUGACGAUGAUGACUGGAACCCUUGCAAGGCGGCGGGCGUGUGCCUCAUGCUGCUGGCGACCUGCUGCGAGGACGACGUCGUGCCCCAUGUGCUGCCCUUCAUCAAGGAGCACAUCAAGCACCCUGACUGGAGGUACCGGGACGCCUCCGUCAUGGCUUUCGGGUCCAUCCUCGAGGGGCCGGAGCUCAACCAGCUCAAACCGCUCGUCAUUCAGGCCAUGCCCACGCUGAUUGAGCUUAUGAAGGAUCAGAGUGUGGUGGUCCGGGACACCACUGCCUGGACGGUGGGACGAAUCUGUGAGCUGCUCCCGGAAGCCGCCAUCAACGAGGUCUACCUGGCUCCACUGCUGCAGUGCCUGAUUGACGGGCUGGGUGCGGAGCCCAGGGUGGCCUCCAACGUGUGCUGGGCUUUCUCCAGCUUGGCAGAAGCUGCAUAUGAGGCUGCUGAUGUGGCCGAUGACCAGGAGGAGCCGGCUACCUACUGCUUAUCCUCCUCGUUUGAGCUGAUCGUACAGAAACUCCUGGAGACCACAGACAGGCCUGAUGGACAUCAGAACAAUUUGAGGAGUGCGGCGUAUGAAGCCCUGAUGGAGAUUGUAAAGAACAGUGCGAAGGACUGCUACCCAGCUGUACAGAAAACUACUCUAGUCAUCAUGGAGAGGCUGCAGCGAGUGUUGCAGAUGGAGUCUCACAUUCAAAGCACAUCCGACAGAAUCCAGUUCAACGACUUGCAGUCUCUGCUCUGCGCCACGCUCCAGAACGUUCUGCGCAAGGUGCAGCACCAGGACGCCCUGCAGAUCUCGGACGUGGUGAUGGCGUCUCUGCUGAGAAUGUUCCAGAGCACCGCAGGGUCCGGGGGGGUGCAGGAGGACGCGCUCAUGGCGGUCAGCACUCUUGUCGAAGUCUUGGGCAGUGAUUUCUUGAAAUACAUGGAAGCCUUUAAACCUUUCCUAGGUAUUGGGCUGAAAAAUUAUGCAGAAUAUCAGGUUUGCUUGGCGGCAGUGGGGCUAGUCUGUGAUCUGUGCAGAGCUCUAAUGACAAAUAUUCUGCCACACUGCGAUGAGAUCAUGCAACUACUGCUGGAAAACCUGGGGAAUGAGAACGUGCACAGGUCUGUGAAGCCCCAGAUUCUCUGUGCGUUUGGUGACAUUGCCCUGGCCAUCGGUGGAGAGUUCAAGAAGUACCUUGAGAUUGUGCUGGACACUCUCCAGCAGGCGUCCCAAGCACAGGUUGACAAGACGGACUAUGACAUGGUGGAUUAUCUGAAUGAACUGCGGGAGGGGUGUCUGGAAGCGUACACGGGCAUCAUUCAAGGACUGAAAGGCGACCAGGAAAAUGUGCAUCCGGAUGUGAUGUUGGUGCAGCCUCGUGUAGAAUUCAUUCUUUCCUUCAUUCACCACGUUGCAGAAGAUGAGGAUCACUCCGAUGGAGUAGUGGCUAAUGCUGCUGGCCUUAUAGGUGAUCUGUGCACAGUGUUUGGUAAAGAUGUCAUGAAGUUAGUGGAGGUGAGGCCUAUGAUUAAUGAACUGCUAACUGAGGGCAGGAGAUCAAAGACGAGCAAAACUAAAACUCUCGCUACAUGGGCUACCAAGGAGCUGCGGAAACUAAAGAAUCAGGCUUGAUUUCAUACCAUUGGGGAAAACGUCUUGAGAGAACCCCACUGGAAUUAUCCAAUCUUUUGAGAGAACAAAAAUUGAAGCAGAAGUGAGGAGUGUGCACGGAUGAUGAGUGUUUGGGAAUGUGAGAGAAUGAGUGAGUGAGGCUUGGAAUCACACCACCUUCUGAAUACUAUUCCAGCAGCAGCCGUCAUAGCCUCGGCAGCGUGUCCACUCGCUGAAAUGCUGAAUUCAAUUGAAAAACUGUGGACAGCUGUAACCAGCAACAGUUCAAGAACGAAAAAGGAACAUUUUCAAAACAAAAGGUUCACCAAAACUAUAAAUUAACAGCCAAACUUGAGGAUAUAUAUUUUUUUUUCCAAAAAAGAAAAAAAAAAAAACUGACGGGACUCUUGUUGAAGAAUGCAAAUCCUGGAUUUGAAAAUAUAAAAACUUCAAUAAAUAAACAGAAGAUUUUUUUUGUAAAGGGGACUUGCUGCUGGAGUUGAAGAAAGCUUAAAUGAGAAACAGUUGGAUUCCCUAGCCCUGCUCUUGUAACUGUUCGUUAAACCAUUGUGCUGCUUAUGCAUGGGGUAUCUUGCAAGCUGGUUUGUAAGGGUAAAUUCCAGUUGAGAGUGCGUGUGUGUGAGUGAGGAGGUAUCUACUUUCUUCACAUCGAUAUAUAAAACAAUAAAUAAGUAAAAAUAGAAACAACUCAUCACAAAUAAGUUAGUGAACGCAUUUCAGAAACUUAGAGCCCAGUCAACUAAUGGCAGCACAAGAGAAAUUGAAAAAUUAAGUCGCUUUUCUUCUGUAGGAGAAUCACUGACGAAUGUUCAGAGCUUCCAUUUGAAGGUUAAAAGCUGUUGGGGACAAAGUUAAUCGGAAAGAAAAACUGUUCUUCCCCGUCUAGAAAUAUCAAACUGAAUUACAUUUUUUUCUGAAGAUACACAGGGAUCGAAAAAAAUAAAUAAAGUAAUAAAAGCUGAAAUAUACAAAAUGCAGUUAAUUUAACAGAUAGCACUUUGGAAAUGGUCCCACUUGUAAUACAUCAAUCCAAACAAAAGUAGUGUGCCAAAGAAUUUACUAAACGAUACAAAAAUCAGGUAAUAUUUUGGACUGUGGUGUACAAAAAAAAAAGCAGUUAAAUAGAUCUGAAAAGAAGCUUGUCCUUUUGGGAAAUAGCAGUGGUCUUUCUGUGCUUUGUAUUAAAAUUGAUAAAUUGUGAUAUUGGUCUUUUACUGCACUUAAUAAAAAAAAAAAAAGUGAAAAAAAAACACUUACUGAGCUUGUGAAAGAAACAAUGAGGCACGUGUAAAAGGUUCUAUUUUUCCACAGCCGUGAACAAAUAAAAUGGUAUCUAACAUUC